This is a messenger RNA of Medicago truncatula (barrel medic), 4090 nucleotides long. RefSeq lists its product as uncharacterized. Bases 91 to 3843 code for a protein of 1250 amino acids. NCBI's taxonomy places the organism in Eukaryota, Viridiplantae, Streptophyta, Magnoliopsida, Fabales, Fabaceae. Gene Ontology annotation, molecular function: protein binding. The record is from RefSeq and is a predicted model, not a curated record. Gene Ontology annotation, cellular component: nucleus. The transcript has 14 exons. Gene Ontology annotation, biological process: regulation of cell cycle.
GGUAGAUGGAGGGAGCUAUAUAUACUGUUGUUUUGUUGUAAAACCAUUUUCCCGCCAUCUAUUUCACAUUUUCACUCUCUCUCCUCUCUCAUGGUGAGAACUAGAACCGCUGCAAAACCCGCCGCGCCAUCUCCAAAUGCGGCGGCACCGGAAAACGCCGAUAACCUCGAAGUAAUUUCAAUCGGUUCACUCUACAACGGACCUUGGGACAAGAAGUAUUGGAGCAGUUCUAGGGGAAAAGAUCGAUACCCAUAUCCAGUUGGCUACCAGGCUGUUAGAGCUCAUAAUGGUACUACUUAUAAGAUGGAAAUACUUGAAGGCGAUAAUGGGCCUAAAUUUUUGAUUUCUUCUGAUGAUGGAAAUUCAGCUACUGGAAAAACUCCAGACUCUGCGUGGGAGGAAUUUCAGAAGAAAGGUUACAACCGCAUGAAGAUUUGGCAUGGGAAGAGACUUUCAUCUAAGAUGUAUGGCUUGGAGCUUUUUGGGUUCAAAAACCAGUUUAUUCAGAGGUUGCUUCGUGAACUAGUGUCAGAUAUAAAUGGAAUAGUAGAUCGGAGCUUAGUAUCCUCCAACCUCUGUAAUGAAGUUUCUAAAACACAGCAUGAUGAUUGCCACCCUAAUGUAGGCACCAGUUCUGAUUUAUUACUUUCCCAGAAAAGACCGGGUGUUACAAGGAAGAGAACUAGAUGUGAACUUAAAAAUAAAGAGUCAAAUGUCAGAUCUAGACCUCAAUCUCUAGAACUUGCAUGCAGUAAAGCUUCAGAUGCAAAGAAUGAGACAACAGUUGGUCAAGGGAGUACUACCAGCAACAAUGGUUCAGAAGACAAGGACGCCACUUAUAAUCAAAUAGAUGUAUCAUCUACGCUACCAAUAAUGUCAUCUGUUGGUAAAAUAACGAAUUGCAUUUCAUCCCAAAAUGGGCUCCUAUUGAAUCCUAUUGACAUCUCUGAGGACAAAAAAGGGGGAGCUGUACCUGCAGAGAGUCCGACAGGGUUUAUUGACUCUGCAAAUAAAAAAACUACAGAAAGAACUGAAAACUUGUCUACAGAAAAACUUCUUCAUAGGUCACAUGAUGUGGAGAUGAAAAUGUCAAAUUUGUCGGUAACUGCAGAAGAUGACAUAGUGAUGCAGUCACGUUCUAAAGAGUCUCAGGGUUGUAUUGGCAUUGAUCUUUGGGCUCCUGAUUCGGUAGAUUUACAAGAAAAUAUAUCUGAUUCUGCACCAAGCAAUCUGGUUAAGAAUACUGACAGUAAACCAGCAUGUGAGGUCACCUCUGAAGAUUUGUUAAAUUCAAAACAUGAGGAAAUGCUUAGAUCUGAUUCAAAUCCAAGCUCUGAAAAAAAUCAUUUCAAUUCAGCUGGCCAGGAUGUGGCAAAGUCAAUGAUGUCACUUCUGCUACCACAAGCAGUUCCCUUACUGAGGAAUGUCUCAACAGAUGAGAAGUUAACUCUUAUCCCUUCAGAUAUAUUACCUUCUAUGGCAACAAAUUCCAAGGACGAACAAAAUGAAGUUGGAUGUGUUUUGGAUGUACCAUCAUGUGAUAAAAUGGUAACAACGGAUGCAUAUGGGGAACAAGGUGAAAAGACACACAAGCCAAAUACUUACCCACAUUCAAAUUCUUCUAAUACUGACCAUAUGAAGUCUAUUGUUCCUGAUAGUUUUGAGUAUACUCAAUUUGAGGAUCUCAAAAACUCAGAAUUUUUAUCUUUUGAUAUUGCGGAAGUUGGUAGGUCUAGUUUGAGUAUAGAAAUGUGUUGUCCGAAAAGUCAAGAACAGCAUCCUGGUGAUUUGCCAAAUGGACCGUCAACAUGCUGUGCUUCAGAGUUAGACUUUAAAAACAGGCCUCCUGGUUAUGAUGUAUGUGUUCCUGAUUCUGUUCUGGAUGACAUGUCUCCUCCUGAUGUAUGCAUUCCUGAUUCUGUUCUGGGUGACAUGCCUCUGGUGCAUGAUAGUUUCAAUUCAGGGAAAAAUGACCUGUCAGCUGCCCAGGAUUUUACUGAAGGUAUUAGUAAUGCAAUCUCAGGGGUUAAAUCAAAGAUUUGUCAUUUAAAAAGCAUGGAAACCCUUCCAGAAAAGACACAAGAUGAAGCUGUUGGUAAAACAAGCAAUACUAAAAUAAUGAUGACGUCUUCUUCUCAGUCACCAAAAAUGAUGACGUCUUCUUCUCAGUCACCAAAUUUUGUAUACACCAGAAGAAAGAGGCGGAAUUCUGUUAGCAUCCAAGAAAACUGUUCUGCUGUGGAGAGUAAUGAAUGUGAGAAGAUUAAACUAGUUACUUCUCAAAUGCGUACUGCCAAAGACACUGUUCCCCCCUCAAAAACCAUUGAAACAAAAAAUGAUAAACUAUGUGAACCAGAUGAUUCUGCAGGUUUAAUAUCAGGAAUAUCUCAAGCUCAUAGUGAAGUUCCAGAUGUACAAAGCAACCUAGCGGAACUAAACCCUUCGUCUCAGAAUCCAAACCCAUUUUCCUGUGAAAACAAGUGCUCUGGUGACAAGGAGGCUCAGUUAUUCUCAGAACCAAUGGUCCAAAGAAACCAGGAACUCAAGAAUAAUCUGAACAGCAAUGUAAAGUUUGUGGGGAGCUACAUGCACCCAAUGCCUGUUUCGUCGUUACUUCUAAGAACAAGAGAGGAUGAAAUCCACAUUUGUGUUUUAUGUGGCCUUCUGACGGAACAGCACAGAACCCUGUUUACCUACAAGGUAGCUAUCAAGGAACCAAAUUUUGGUUGCCCCUCUGUCAUGGCUCACACCCCGGUAAUGUUGCCAGAUCCAAAAUAUAACUUCAUGAGAGAAAAUAUGUUGGAAAGAACUGGGGUGGACUUGACUCCUGAUGGACGCUAUAUUGUCUUAAUAGGAAGCAUUAAAACCCCCAAUUGCAGGGAAGGAAAAACUGAUUGCUGUUGCUCAACAUGCACAUCAGUCUGCUCCAAGAAGAAUGCUUUGAAGAUUGUUCAUGUAGAAAGUGGCUCUGCAUCAGUUAUGGCAACACUGGAAGCUGUUGAAGAUUUACAUUGUAUAUUGGUUUGUGAACCUAACCAACUUGUUUCUGUUGGAGAGAGUGGAAGACUACAAGUGUGGGUCAUGAAUUCAACAUGGAGUGAAAAGAUAGAGUACUCCAUCAUUCCGCCUGAUGGUUCCAUGUCCCCUGGCAUUGUGGAAUUGAAGAAGGUUCCAAACUGUGCUCAUUUGGUUGUAAGCCGAAACAUUUAUGGGGACUUUAGUUUGUGGGAUAUUACGAAGCUCAAUUGUGUUUCAAGCUUCUCUGCUUCAGAAUAUCUAAUUAAUGAGUUCUUUCCAAUAAGCUUGUUGCAUUUGCAAACAAAAGGCUUAGGAUUGAGCUAUGCUAGUGUUGAGGAGAAGGCUGAAAAACUUUUAGAAGCAACCAAUUUGUGGCACUCAGAGAAAAGAGAGACCUGUGUGUAUCUACUACCAACUGAUGAUGUUGCUAUGUGGUUUCUUGUCUCGACUCCCUCAGACGUUGAUUGUUGCCAGAAUCAUGUUUCAUCUUCAAAUCAUCAUGAUGUUCAUACAGCUAGAAGUUGGAGGCUUGCUCUACUGGUGAAAAAUAGCAUAAUUUUUGGAAGUCCCUUGGAUCCUAGGACUACUACUGUUGGUGUCUCAGGUGGUUAUGGAAUCACCAGCACAAGUGACGGUGUGGUAUAUAUGUGGAAAUUGUCUACAGGGUCCAAGCUUGAUACUCUGCACCAUUUUCAAGAUGGCACUGCCACAAGUCUUGCUACGGAUGAUUUAAAUUCAAAUUCGAGAAGUGCUAUCGGAGUCGUUGAUGAUGGAGGCCAACUGCUGCUUUAUCUGCAUCUUCGUGAAUGGGACUCAAAUGAGUAGACGAUGAUAGUGGUAUUUUCUCAUUGAUCUAGUCUUAACUUUGUAUAGAAAUUGUCAUAGUUAAUGCACUUGGUGGUCUAAAAGGAAAAUGCCAGAUAUAGCGAUACAUUUUUACCCGAAUCAUUCACGAAGAAAUGUAACUGAUCAAUUAACACUAGUAGUCCACUACUACUUGACUGUACAUAUUUUGUCCUUUGUCAAUAUAAGUAUUCGGGAGUUAUCUCCCUAACCAUUUGAGAGGUAUUUA